UUGAAGAAGUGGAUGACUUGAGAUCACAGCUAGCUUCAACAAAGGAAACUGCAGAAACAAGCGCUGCUUCUGCUCAAUCCACACAGCUUCAAUGCUCAGUGAUAUCACAACAACUCGACGACAAGACACGUUCUCUAAGAGAACACCAAGACCGUGUAACUCAACUCGCCAACCAGCUUGAUAACCUCCAGAGAGAUCUAAGGACCAGAGAGUGUUCUCAGAAAGAGCUGAGUGAUGAAGUUAUUAGAAUAGAGCGUUAGAUAACUGAAGCUGUUGCAAAGUCAGGAAAAGACAUGGAGUGUGAGCUAAGGAAAAUUCUGGAAGAGGUUUCCCCAAAGAGCAUUGAGAGAAUGAACAGGCUGUUGAGUGUGAAAGACGAAGAGAUUGCAAAGCUAAAAGAUGAGGUAAGGCUAAUGUCAGCUCACUGGAAACUCAAGACUAAGGGACUCGAAACUCAGUUGGAGAAACAAAGAAGAACAGAUCAAGAGUUGAAGAAGAAGGUGGUGAAACUGGAGUUUUGUUUGCAAGAAGCUGGUAGCCAGACAAGAAAGCUGCAAAGGAUGGGGGAGAAGCGAGACAAGGCUAUUAAAGAGCUAAGAGAUCAGAUUACUGGAAAACAGUGGAAUGAAUCGGUUCCUAGAGAGAAACCAAACUUUUGGGAUACCUCAGGGUUCAAGAUCGUUGUGUCAAUGUCCAUGUUGUUAUUAGUGAUUGUCUCCAAAAAAUGAAUUCUUGUGUGUUAAUUUGAUCUUGCACUCAUUUUUUGUUGUUGUGUAUGUAGUAGUUGCAGUGCAGAUAGUAGUAGUAGCAGUAGAUAUGGUGCAUGUACCAUUUUAUAUUUCGUUACCGAGUAGGCAAGGUGUUUAAUAUUUCUUCCAAGACAAAAACAAACGAGAACUAAUGAAAAAUCAUUGAGAAGCCUUUUGUGUGUGUUUUGACUGAUCGAUGUUAAUUUGUUUCUUUAUAGUAGAGUGACUCUAUUAUAUAAGUUGGUUAUACUACAAUUGUAUUCUAUUUUAAAAUAAAUAAUAGAGUGAUGAACAAAAAUAAAUAAAUCAAUUAUUCUAUUUAUAGAGUAAACCUGUUUUUUAUUCUAGAAAAAUAGAGUACUAUUAGAACAUUUUUACUCUAAAUUUUGAGGUUAAAAAUACUCUUAGUUAGAAGAAAUGUUGGGGAAAAUGGGAAGUUAGAUGAGAUGAUUAAUGAAAUGGGUCAGAGACACUGUGUUGUUGAAUUGUUGUUAACUUGUUAUGAAUGAAAACUGUUCGAAGUCGUGAGUUUAUAAGGUUGAAUUGAAAUUUCAAAUGUACUGUGACUGGGGACUUGUUUUGAAGUCUAAUAAGAUGUUGAGAUUCUAGAGGAUGUGUGUUUCAUGAGUUUUUUCCAUGCAUGUGCGAAGAAAGUUAUGACCGACUUUUAAGCAAUUUUACUCGCUUUGUUUUUUCUCCAUUCAUUUACCCUUUUUUUUUGACUAAACCACUGAGAAUUAACAGCUUUACUUUUAGAGAAAUUUUUAUAAAAAAUACUCUCCAUUCAUUUACCUUGGUAAAUUACUUUUUUGAUUGAUAUGUUUUCUGAGCUAAAAUAAUAGUACAUCUACAUAAGAAAUUCAUAAUCUAAUAACAGAUUACACUAACCAAAUUAUCAGAAUCCAGUUGUUUACUGUAAGAAGAAAAACAAAACAAAACAAAAAACCUUGAUUCAUACUCCCUCUAAAGCAAGAUUUUCAAGAGUAUGCACGCUUAUUAAGAAUUUAAUAAAUGUUUAUAAUUUAAUUUAUUUUUUACUUGAUUAUACACUUUCCAAUAACUUUCCACCAAUGAAAUUUAAUCAAUUCAAAUAUUCUCAAUUAAUGUUCCUCAAAAGUAUAAAAAAAUACCUUAACAAUAUAGAAAAUCUAUCUUUGUGGAACAAGGAAAAAAUCUAAAACAUCUUACUUUCAGGAACGGAGGUAGUAAUAAAUUCAGAUCACCUCGUGCGUGUUUAAACGAAUGUCCUUGGAAAUCAAUAAAUAGAAGAAUUGUCCAAUUUUUAUUUACAAAUUCCUCUAAAAUUGAAUGUUGUAGGGAUACAAUUCAAUAACUGAGGAGUUAUCGAGGGUAGCUUACAUUACAUACUAGAUAGGGCAUCGUCUCUCACCUUACAAAAGUGGUCGUUGAUUUGUAUUUUAUUUCUGCCUCUCCGACACGUUUGACCCAACGGCCCAUUUUGGUCUGCUUGGUCCAUUCUUUGUAAUCCCAUAAGCAAUGUGCGUAGGCAGACUCAUAAUGAAAGACAAAUAUUACCCUCGUUCAUAAGACUCGCAACAUGGCUUUCAUUCAUUUUAAUAUUCACACGAUUCAAAAUUUCAAACAAAGCAUAUCUGAUUGGCUUCUAUCAAUGUGUAUUUUUGCCAAUUU
Molecule: messenger RNA, 2399 nt
Organism: Brassica napus (rape)
Lineage: Eukaryota; Viridiplantae; Streptophyta; Magnoliopsida; Brassicales; Brassicaceae
Product: nuclear envelope-associated protein 2-like
Exons: 3
Coding region: 294-728 (144 amino acids)
Source: RefSeq, a predicted model, not a curated record